Molecule: messenger RNA, 5326 nt
Organism: Dreissena polymorpha
Lineage: Eukaryota; Metazoa; Mollusca; Bivalvia; Myida; Dreissenidae
Product: ranBP-type and C3HC4-type zinc finger-containing protein 1-like
Exons: 9
Coding region: 506-3019 (837 amino acids)
Biological process (GO): protein linear polyubiquitination; proteasome-mediated ubiquitin-dependent protein catabolic process
Cellular component (GO): LUBAC complex
Molecular function (GO): ubiquitin-protein transferase activity; ubiquitin binding
Source: RefSeq, a predicted model, not a curated record
UUUAAAGGUUAUCAGAACAGAUAGUCUUGUUCUUAACACCAAUCUAAUGUAUGAGAAAGAACAAUAAUAUUUAACUCUUCACAAUGUAACUUGUUGCUGACGACUUAAACCAACUUCAGUCAUGGGCCUGUCAAUUGUAAACACAACAAUUAUGGAGAGAAGGAAGUUUUACUCAAGCAUGAGUUGUUAGUGAUUCGGCAUAAAUAUCUAGGACAUACAGCAGUAUUUUAUUAUUCCCAAUUUUGACAAACAGAAUGAAGAUGGUGGUAUAUACUGUGGACAUGUGUAAGGAAACUCAGAUAUUGAAACAAGGAUGUGUUUUAAUGACAGGAUAACAUUACCAUUAUCAUAUUUUGAAAAAAAAUUAACAUGUGAAUUAUAUAUUAUUAAAUAAGACAGAUUUAAGUAUGAAUAAAGUAUUAGAAAAAACAAGAUUUGCAUUUUAACUGGAAUGUAAUUUAAUUAGACAGCUUGAAGUAGUUAGGAUAAAAAAAAUCCAGUUGUUAUGACAUUUUACAAAGUCAUGAGGAAAAUGUUUGCCAAAAAGAAGAAAAAUAAACUUCGAAGAAGUGUGUAUUUUAUGGAUGAAUUAAUCAAAGACUUGUCUAUUGCUCAUUGUUGUUGCCAGCUGUACUUCCUCAAACCCAACUUCAAUCUUGAUAAAUACGGAGCGGUCAAGGAAGUGUUUUCCUCUGGCGAUCUGGAACUUUUAUCCAUGAAACAGUGCACUGUUCAUUUGUGUGUGGUUCGCAAUGGGGUUGAUGAAACAAAUUUCACUUUGGAGGGAACUGCGCAAUCCAAUGAGUUGUGCAUGUGGGUGAAACUGAAUUCUUUGCAAGAAGGCCUGAUCACAUACACUAUCAAAGACCACUACUUACAUGAGUGUCGACAGAAGGCUUCGAGAUUCCUCCUACAUUACGACGACAACGACGAUGACUUUGCAGAGUUUGAACAGAAACUUGUGAGCACAUUGCAACAGUCUAAGGAUCCCAAAACUAAGGAUUUGUACUUGCUGGUCGCAGUGCAGACUGCAUCAGAGAAACGUCACAGUCAUCUCAGCCAGGGUCCAGGACGGGCCAUCUCGACUCGCGAUCUCUUUGCUGAACUGGCUUCUGACCGGCCUAGGAGCAGCCCAUCUCCUAAUAUUGAGGAUACCUCGGACAAAAAGGCCACUGGAAAAGACAAAUGUGCAAAUGAUGAUAAUGCAGUCAAUUUUGGGGAAGAAAGAUCAUCUGGUACAUUUGGCGACAGUGGCCCAAAAGUAGUCCACUCUGGAAAGGAAGUCGAAUUGGAUGUGAUAAUAUCAGCUCCCUUUGAUGAUCUUUUGCCAUUUUCUCCAACAGAUGAUCCUAUAAAAAAUGAUUCCAGUAAUGAAGUGUUUAAUGAUCCGACGUGCAAGUCCGUUGAUGAACAAACUAUAGAUAAGUUGUGUGACAGUCUUCAUAUUCAUCCAAAGGAAUUACCAGAACGUCUGCAAUCCAUACUGAAAUCUAUCGAUAAAUCUAUUGAUUCGGGGGACACUUCAGUUGAGCUUCAGCCUCGAAAGAAUAUUUUUGACAAUACAUAUAUAGAUUUAAGUAAGUUUUCAGCUAAGAAAGAGGAAGAUGACAAUAACAAUGAUAAAUCAAUGGACAAAACAUAUAUGUCUAUGAGAUCAAUAAAAAGGGAACCAGAAAGAGAAAUGACAAUGGAUGAAGAUGCAAAGAAACUUAAAAAGGGUCAAGAUAUUGCGAAGCUAUUGCAGGCGGCCAUUUUGGAUCGAGAUGAAAAGUUGGCAGAGGAUUAUGCUCGUCUGCUUUGCAGGGAACGAGUCGCAGUGACUGUUGAUGUGAAGUUGAAUCUACCAGAUGAGAAAGAGAAGGAAUUUGACCUGAAGUUGUUUGUAGAGGACCGAGAAGCCACCAAGGAUGUUAGCAUUACACUUAAAGUCAAAGCCUCAGACACAAUUGGAGAUCUAAAAUUGAAGAUGCUGGUCAAGCACGGUUUUCCCACAGAGGUUCAGAACUGGAUCAUCGGCAAGCGAAUACGAUUGGAUAACGAGACUCUGGGGUCAUGUAAAGUGAAGGCCCCUGGCUGUGAGGCCUACCUGUAUAUAGUGUCCGCGGAGUCACGGGGUCUGAAGAAGGAAGAGUAUUUCAACAGAGACAGGCCUCAAGGCCCCAUGGGUGCAGGGGGCGCAAUGGCACAACCUGUGGGUGCCAUAUUACCGCCUAUGGGUGCAGUGGCACAGCUUGUUGGAGCUGUAGGACGACCAGUCGGUCCCAUAGCACCUGUUGGUGGAGUGGGACGGAUUGUGGCAGCCAUGGACCCAGGUGUGAAUCAGAAACCAGUCAUCAAAAAGGAGACAGUCCCACCUAGUCAACGCCCAGAGGCUGUGAUGGGAGAUAAAAUGAAUUUUCCAAAAGUGAAUCUAAACCUGAAGGAGGAUAAGAAAAAUGUGGAGAAGCUGCCAUCGCCCCUGCAACAGGGCAGGGUGGAGGCCAAGGUACAUGCCAGAGUCCAGCAGUCCUCGGACGAGAUUCGACAUGUGUUGGGGCAGGUUGCCUAUCAGAUGAAUAACAUGAAUAUUGACGAACCUAGGGGCAGGCAGCCAGUUGAAGAUGAGGAACCUGUGCAAGGUUGGUCCUGUACUGCCUGUACGUUCAUCAAUCAGCCAACGCGCCCUGGCUGCGAGUUGUGUUCGGCUCCACGACCUGCCGACUACGUGAUACCCGCAGACUAUGUGAUGACGGAGGCAGAACGGCUGAGACAGGAUGAAGAAGAAUUACUCGAGCAACAAACCAGGCAGGUUCGGCCCAUCCAGGAGAGACCAUAUGACGCCAAGUCCGAACGUGACCUAGCUAAUCUCCUUAAGUUUCACGACGCCCUCCAAGACACCCUUAAAAAUAAUAAACAUUCAGUGGGUCCAGGGAAUGUGGCUGAAAGGUCAAAUGCUCAUGGUCACGUUUUUGGCGGGGUCGAAUACCUUCCUGAUGAUGAUGACCUUCUUACUUUAUCAGUUUUGGAAGAUUCAAGCUGAAAUUAACACAUCUUAGUUGGGUUUGAGUAUAACUGGUCAAUUUUGUUGAAGCUAUUGCACAAGUCAUGUUUUUGGCAAUUUCAGUUGACUUUAAUAUAAGAACAGUGAUAUUUUUAUUAUAUUAUUGAUAGAAUUCAGUAGAAUUGUUGUGUUUUAUUUGUCAAGCCUGUCUGUAUAUGUCGCUUUAUGCAAGAUUGUUUGGAAUAAUUUUCAAUAAAAGUUUACCAUGUGGAGGCAGAUUUUCAGAUGCAUUCCGGUCUGAGUUGCUCAAAAGACAAGACCACAUUUAAAGGUUAAAUAUGGCCGUUGAACAGCUUAUUGGGACUUUUGUCGGUUGUUAUAAAAUAUUGAAAUAAUUUAAUACAAAGAAUCACCAUGUGGAAACAGCAUUGCAGACUAGGCUUCUGACUAGGUCAAAGGUCAAGGUAAAAUUUAUAGGUCAAAGGUCAAGGUUAUAUCAAAGGUCAAAUAAAGCUUAAUCAGCUUGUUUCUUCAUCUUUUUUGUGGCAAUUUGAUAAUAACUGGCCUUAAAUGUUCAUCGUGUGGAAAUUACUUUGUCAUGCACAAAACCUCUAUCCCUAGCUCAAAUAUCAAGGUCUCACUUUUAGGUCAAAGAGAUCUUAUAUGGACAUGAUGCUUCUUGAUCUAACAUUAACUUCAUUAUUCUUUGGGUAAAUUAACAUAACUUGCCAAAUGGUUUUUAAAUAAGGAGACAUCAUGGUAUUCCGUGAAUGCUCAAAACAUUAUGUUUUUAUAAUUCAUCCAUCAAUUUUUAUGCUCCCCCAAAAUUUAUUUUGAGGGGAGCAUAUAGUCGCCGCCUUGUCCGUCCGUGUUUCUGUUCAUGCACAAUUUUUGUCGGGGCUAUUUCUCAGCAACUAAUGACCGGAAUUCAAUGAAACUUUAUGGGAAGCUUCACUACCAAGAGGAGAUGUUCAUAUUAUCAGCGGGUUCUGGUCGGAUGAUUUUUCACAGAGUUAUGGCCCUUUGAAAUUUUCCAUUAACUACAUAUAGUGCAAUUCUUGUCCGGGCUAUUUCUCAGCAACUUAUGACCGGAAUUCAAUAAACUUUAUGGGAAGCUUCACUAUCAAGAGGAGAUGUGCAGAUUAUCAGCGGGUUCUGGUCGGAUGAUUUUUCACAGAGUUAUGGCCCUUUGAAUUUUUUUAUUAACUGUACAUAUAGUGCAAUUCUUGUCCAGGCUAUUUCACAGCAACUAAUGACUGGAAUUCAAUGAAACUUUAUGGGAAGCUUCACUACCAAGAGGAGAUGUGCAUAUUAUCAGCGGGUUCUGGUCUGAUAAUUUUUCACAGAGUUAUGGCCCUUUGAAAUUUUCUAAAAAAAAUUCUUGUCCCCCCAACUACUGUGCCCUGAAGACGUUUCCUUUUAUCUGAAUAUAUAGUGCAAUAUUGUGACCAAAAAAAACUUUGGGGAGCAUCACCCAUCUCCGAAGGUUUCUUGUUAUAAUUUGCUUGGCAACUGGCUGCCAUUUCACAUUUAGAUAUUUUUAACUUACUAAAUUAAAGUGAUCUGCAUGAUAUGACAUAAUUUCAUGCACAAGAACCAUCUCCUUUUCCACAGUCAAUGCUGCUAUUGAAGAUCAAAGUUAAAACAAGAAAAUUCAUGGGGGGCUUUGUCCAAUAUUUACAUUAUAAAACUGUAUUGACAAUUGUAUCUUUGUGACAAUGCACUCUUGAUAAAUAGCAUUUCAAUUAACAAGGACAUUGACAUUUUUCUAGUGACUGUUAUGUGCAGCUAUUUGAGAUUAUGUCAUUUUUCACAGUAAUUCAAUUUAAGUAAAUUUAUUCAAUGAGACAUUAAGGAAAUCACUAAGUUAAUGUUUGAUAUUGUAUGUUUCUUUAUGUGGUCUUUCAUUUUUAAUAAACUUGAAUUAGAAAUUACAUUAAGGCCUUGUUGUUCACAGUGUUGAAUUAUUUCUUGGUUCCUUUGAGCAUUAAUCUGUUGCCCAUGAAAGUUUCUUAACUAUAAAGUUAUUGAUGAAACUUUAAUAACAUUUUAUAAAAAUUGCUUUUUAUGUUGCAUUAAUGUGUCUUUGUUUUCCCUGUUGAGAUGUUAAAUGACAAAUGAAAGUCUUAAAACAAAUUGCCUCAAGAAAUGAAUUUUCUACACAUUACUUAUAAAAUGCAGACUGUUUAUGCUUGCAUACCAGUAUUGCUAUGAGCUUUGUUCAAUGUCCUAUAUUGUAUUUUUCCGAUUUACAAUGAAGUCUGUGAUGCUUUAAAGUAUUUUGUGGUAAUCCGGUUCAUGAUUCAAUGUUUUGUAAAGCUUAGAAAUAAAACAAAGUACAUGGGA